Molecule: messenger RNA, 426 nt
Organism: Vicia faba (fava bean)
Lineage: Eukaryota; Viridiplantae; Streptophyta; Magnoliopsida; Fabales; Fabaceae
Source: the annotation of a GenBank genome assembly
AUGCACAUCAACAAAGUUCCACCUAAGACAAAACAAGGAGAUAUUACACUACAAAAUCUUCCUCUUCAAGAUCUUAAACCAGAUCCAGAAGACUCAGAAGCUUUGCAAGCUCAGCAUUCAGCUUCUAAGUCACCAGUUGUUUCUUCAUAUGAAUCAGAGGAGAGUGGAGAUGCUAAAUUAAAUACUUCGUCAAAGAAGUGGGACGAAGAAGAAUCAAGGAAAGUAAAAUCUUACGAAGAAAAGAAGCUGAAGGAGAAUAUAUACCUGAUCAUGUGGAACCUCAUCUCUGGAUUUCUAAUCAUCGCCCCCAAGGGUUUAGAGGUCGCCGAAACAUCUCUGGCAAGCAAGCGUCGUUCUUCCGCUUUUCCUCGAAUUUUUCUUUCUUUCUCGUUAUUAUCACGAUAUAGAGAAGAUGAUGAAGGGUGA